AUGCACACAGACGGGAUGUCGACCACUGGGCAAAUGGACGAAGUAUAUCCUGUGCUUAUUGUUGGCGCUGGACCAGCAGGAGCAACGCUGGCAUUGCAUCUCGGAAGACUAGGCAUCAAAACACUUCUCAUUUCGAAACACCAUGGCACGGCCAACACACCUCGGGCGCACAUCUUCAACCAGCGUGCCAUGGAGGUCCUGAGAGAUGCUCGACUGGAGGAACGACUUAGCGAAGUUGCCUGCGAUGCCGCCCACAUGGCGCACACGCCAUGGUCUGACAAGCUGAACGGCACUGAAUACGGGAGGAUGUGGUCCUGGGGCAACAAGCCUGGAAAGAAACAUCGUUACGAAAUGGCAAGCCCAUGCAGGAUGUCUGAUCUGCCUCAGAGCUAUCUUGAGCCAAUCCUGGUUGGAGAAGCUGCGAAAGCCGGGAAGCAGUAUCCAGUCUUGGAUACCUUGGGGAUAAUUGUCGACGGCAAGCAACUUAACACGGCGCUCAACGUUCACAUUCAAGCUGAUCUCUCGAGAUACAUGGAGAACCGUCCUGGAAGUCUGAACUGGGUUCUAAACACCGAAGCGCCAGAAUGGUCUGCCGCGGGCAACUUUCGCAUGGUCCGUCCGUGGAACGAAUGGUUAGUGUCGAUGCACCCUGCGAACAUCGAUGGCCGGUCGUUCGAGCCCACCAACGAGCAGAUCCAGGGGCGACUGAAGCAGAUGGUUGGUGAUAAUGACGUUGAGUUCGAGAUCUUGUCAAGCUUCUGA
This is a messenger RNA of Recurvomyces mirabilis, 762 nucleotides long. RefSeq lists its product as uncharacterized. The transcript has 2 exons. Bases 1 to 762 code for a protein of 253 amino acids. Lineage: Eukaryota; Fungi; Ascomycota; Dothideomycetes; Mycosphaerellales; Teratosphaeriaceae. Gene Ontology annotation, molecular function: FAD binding; oxidoreductase activity. The record is from RefSeq and is a predicted model, not a curated record.